AUGUGCUCUGCAGCAGAAACAAACAGCAUCCCAUGCGCUUUCCCGCAGCAAAUCUGGGUGCAGAUCCAUUCCUCCCUGGCACUUCCUGUGGAGAUCAGGACAAUAGCUGGGUCGAGCAAGAUCGGCUUCACCAGGCGAGAUGCACCCAUCCCCAAACAUCGCAUUUGGACCUAUCGCCUUACGUGUCCCCCAUGCUUCUCCCCACCGUCUCUCACACACCUCCCCACGCACACGCCCACGCUUCCCCUCACCGUCGCCCACGCUUUCCCCCAUCGUCGCUCACGCUUCCCCUUACCUCCGCUCACGCUUCCUCCUGCCUUCCCCCACGCUUCCCCACACCGUCGCUCACGCCUUCCCCCACCUUCCCUCACGAUUCCCCUCUCAUCGCCCACGGUUCCUCCUACCGUCGCCCACGCUUCCUCCCACCGUCACCCACACUUCCCCCCACCGUCACCCACGCUUCCCCCCGCCGUCGCCCAAGCUUCCCCCCACCGUCGCCCAAGCUUCCCCCCACCGUCGCCCACGCUUCCCCCCACCGUCGCCCACGCUUCCCCCCAUUGUCGCCCACACUUCCCCCCACCAUCGCCCACGCUUCCCCCCACCGUCACCCACGCUUCCCCCCACCGUCGCCCACGCUUCCCCCCACCGUCGCCCACGCUUCCCCCCACCGUCGCCCACCGCCACCGUCGCCCACCCCCACUGCCGCCCACGCUUGCCCUCCCAUCGCCCUCGGUUAGACUUCCCGCCGACCUCCCUUCUCUCCCACCUCUCUCCACGUCGUCAUCACUCCCCUGCCCAUCACGUUCCCCCUAUUCACCAUCGCGUCUCCACCCAUGCCGCCCACCCUCUCAUCCCUUCCCAUCGCAUUUAGGGUCGUCGUUGUAUCCCUUCCAAAUUGCCUCGUUAGCCUCACCCACCCUGGGCGGGGAGGUAUGGCGAGCUGGGCUGGGAGCUGGGGAAGGGGUCGUGACUCGUUCGCUGUGGGGUGUGGAAGGGUGCGUGGUCAGCAGCACCCACCCUUCUCUCUCUUGCACUGACCUCCUCUCCUCUCUCGCACCAACCCCACACGCAAGGCAGGUGGUGGUGCGGCUUUGGAGCAGAGUAUUUGGCGCACAGCCAGGGCAGCGCGUGCAGGCGGGCAGCAAGGAGUGCAGUGCUGCAGGGGGCGGUCGUCCUCCUCUCCCUCUCCCUUCCUCCCUUCCUCCAUCUCUCUGCCUCACUACCCUCUUUACCCUCUCUGUUGCCCGUCCUCCCUUCCUCCCAUCCUUCUUUCCUGCCAUUCUUCCUCUCCUCAUCCUCCCUCGAUCCAGUCCCCCUUCCCCUUUCCAUCUCCCACUCUCCCGCUCCCUUCCUCACGCCAACCCUGCUCCUCCGUUCCACCCUUCUACCUUCCCCCUUGUACCCAGCCGCACUUUUUCCUCUCAUCCGCCCAUCAUCUCAUCCGCCCAUCCUCUCAUCCACCCAUCAUCUCAUCCGCCCAUCCUCUCACCGUCGCCCACGCUUCUGCCUUAG
Messenger RNA from Closterium sp. NIES-65, 1512 nucleotides. The record is from the annotation of a GenBank genome assembly. NCBI's taxonomy places the organism in Eukaryota, Viridiplantae, Streptophyta, Zygnematophyceae, Desmidiales, Closteriaceae.